CCACUUGGUUUAUAUACGCUAGCAGCACAGAAGCCCCUGAUUGGUUAAAUGGUUAAUGUUUGUGACGCAUUUAAGCGACUCACAAGCAUGCUACAUAAACAACAGGAUUCUUCAGAGAAACCUCACAGUCCAGCGCAACCUCAUCUUUAGAAAUGUUAAUACUGUGGAUCAGUAAAAUGUUCAGUUCCGCUUUGUUGGUUUUCUCUUUGGUUCAGCUCUGCCCAGCUCUGCCAGUUUCUCAGAAACAUCUGCUGUCCUGCUGCGACUCUGCAGAUCCUGUGGACAACUGUCUCUACACAACUCAAUCAUCUGAGGCGGAAGCUGAAAUGUCCACAGGGAAUCUGGUGCCCACUCAUUUCCCAGCCCGUCGUGCGGCUCAAGUGGCCCUGCAUUAUAUCAACACGCGACAUGGCUCGCCCUUCAAAGUGUUCGGACUGCAGCAGGUGCACGAGGCUCGAGCGCAGGAAGUUGCAGGAGGAGGCAGGAAGUACUAUCUGGACUUCUCUGUGGUCGACUGGGCCAGUGAGGGUUCAGCGGCCUUCAGAUGUUCGGCCGAGGUUUUCUUCCCACGGCGAGAUGAGGCCGCCCCACCCGAGGUUCAGUGCAGCUGUGAGGCUCUACAGCACAUCAACUGCACAGCUGAAGAAACAGCUUUCUACCGCAAGUACAGCGAGGCCGAGCAUGCCGUCACCGCACACAACAUUCCAGGCAACUACGGUAACAUGACUGAAGAGAUGAAGCCCUUCUGGCAUCUGGCACGCGUGGCCUCAUCCUUCAUCAUGCUGAGAGAAUCCACCGAGAACACAGAGUUCAACAUGGCACAGGUGGCCAGCGUCGCACAACAGGCGAACCUUGAGGAGCAGCUGAUGUUGAAAUAUCACGUUCUGCUUCACGACAUGCCCUCACAGGAGAUCAUUCAUUGGAAGCUGUCGAUGUCAUGGUCUCCAAAUGAAGGAGUCAGAGUGAUGGAGACUGAAUUGCAGCCCAAAUGCCCUCACGCCAUGCCGCCCAAGAGCACUGAACCCGUGUCAUCAUCAUCCGCUUUAAACUGAUAUAAAACACUGUGUGUGCUAAGGUCAUGGAGCAAUAAAGAGUUCAGGCCUCA
Molecule: messenger RNA, 1105 nt
Organism: Triplophysa dalaica
Lineage: Eukaryota; Metazoa; Chordata; Actinopteri; Cypriniformes; Nemacheilidae
Gene: lxn
Product: latexin
Exons: 7
Coding region: 153-1052 (299 amino acids)
Molecular function (GO): metalloendopeptidase inhibitor activity
Source: RefSeq, a predicted model, not a curated record